AGAGAGAGAGAGAGAGAGAGAGAGAGAGAGAGAGAGAGAGAGAGAGAGAAAUUCUUGUAAUUCGAUUUUUUUGCUACAAUGAAUUCUAGUUUACAUUCUAUAAAAUUCAUUUGUGUCAAGCAAUGGUUGUGUGGUGUAAAAUCUUUAUUUACACCGCAUCCAAUUCCUAGUGGACCCCUUUGUAAAUUAUUUCGUUACUCUCGGAGUUUCAGGAUUGUCCAGUUCAAAUUCUAGACAGAUAGGAUGUUUCGGCCGCUUUUUGGUAUUUUGGCCGGCCGAAAUUAAUGCCUCUGGUACGAGUAAAAGGGUAUUAUUUGUAAAUUUUUUGAACAGCUUUGCUACAUGCAACCGAGACGCGAAACCAUGGGGAAUCGGCUGACACAUCAGCCGAUGUAUUUAAAAAAAACAAACAUAACACAGAUGAAAAUAUUAGAAGCUAGAUCGCGUUUGGGUUUGGGGAGAUGAAAAACACUGUGAUUUUGGGUCUGGAAGAAAGAUCGCGUAUGGGUCUGGGGGGAAAGAUUCAGAUUUCAGAAAUGUUUUUGGACAUGUGAUUAUCAUGUCGCAUCUGGGGGGAAGAAAAACACUGUGAUUUUGGAUUUGGAAGAAAGAAUAGAUCACUGCCGUCAUUGUCGGCUUUCCGAUCUGGAAGAGCUCUUCGACGUCGUCUUCGUGUGGGUUAAUGCCUGCCAGAAGAUAGAGUGCAUCAUCACGCGGGGGUCCUUCAAGGUUGAGAGAAAAUGGGGAUGAGUAUGGGUAACCUGAAAGGCCUAGGAGAACAAGCAACAAAGCUGCAAAGUAUUUGAUGGGUUUUGCUUGUAUUGACAUUUGGGUUUCUGGGGGUUUGAGUUUUGGUGGGUGUGUUUGGUUUUUUGGAUCUGACAUAUGGGUUUUGCUGAUAUUGAGGGAAAUUUAAUUAAUUUUUCUAGUAUAUCAGUGAUAAGAAUAUAUGAUCUAAAAGGGUUCGCACAAACGAACAUGAAGAAAUUACUUGUCCUUCAUCUUCAUAGCUUAGGGUUCGCGGCUUCUUCUUCUCAUCUUCUUCUUCGCAUCUUCCAAACAGAGUCCUAAAUAGUAAUUAAUUCUUUUGUUCUCAAUUCUAAUGUUUUUUUUCCACCUCAAAAUCAAUCGGAAAAUCAGCCCUUUCUUUCACCUGAAGAAUGCAAAGUUAAAAAAGUUUGUUUAAAAAAAAAAAAAAAAAACUUAAUACUUGCCCGAAUUUCAUUAAUCCAAAUUUGGAAACUCAACUUUAAGAUGGGAAAUGCUAUUUCCCAACCAAUAAUUUUUAAGUUUCACACAUAGGAAUAGAUCUAGAUUGAGAAUGGUUUAUUGGAGUAGCGCAGUGGUAUCACAUUGAUUGGGAGUUCACCUGAAAGAAAGAAAAUAGAGUCAUUAUAAAGCAGCAAUCGCAUCUACCGCUCACACCUCAUGAAGCAACACCUGAUCAAAGAGCCAAACUUCUGAAAAUCCACGAACCAACUAGUUUAGAGAGGGAAGAUGGAAGGGAGGUCUGGAAAUGGGGGAAAUGGGGCUUUCGAGUGGCAAGGUGGUAGAUGGAGGGAAGAUGGAGAAAAAAAUCUGAAAAGAAAUGAAAAUGGGAAGGCAGUGAAAAGAUUAAACAAGAUGGAAAAAAACUUUGAAAUAAAAUGAAAAGAUGAACACGGAGGAAAGAAGAAACAAAAACUCUAUUUGCACCCGGCGUGGGGAACCCCCUGCGUACCCGGCCCUCCACGUGGACAAAUUGAAAACGGCGCGUUUUAUAUUUAAUGAGUGGGUCUCCUUCUUUAUUUGUAAGCUUUCAUUUUCACAAGCGGGUCUUCUUCUCAUCUUCUUCGAGCAAGACGAACACGGGUACUUCUCAUCUCCUUCUUCUCAUCUUCUUCUCAUAUCCUAAAGAGCAGUAUGUGGUUGCAUGCCCUAAAGAGCAGAUUCGGUGAUGUUGGGUCUUCUUCUCAUCUUCUCAGUGUCCUUUUUCUCAUACACAAAUUUUGAAGAAAAAUGAUUAAGUUGGGCUUUGAUGAUAAAGCAAACUGCAAAUGUAUCGAAAUCACUUCAACCCAUUUGAAGAAGCAUGUUUGUCAUGGCAGCUAAAUCCUGUUUAAGAUAUCAUUCCUAAUCUGAUCGGUUUAGCAUGCACAAGAAACUAAAUCCAAAAGGAAAAUUCUAGUGAGCCUAACAACCAGAUUAGAUGGAAGAUUUGGGGAUAGUUGAGGAAAAAAAGAAAGGAGCUUUUAAAUUAGUCUGAGAACGGCUGUAUUGGUAGAACUAGACAAGUUUCCUCCCAUUUUUUCUACACAUCCAAACAAGAGAAAUAAAGUUGACUUCCCCAACCCUAUCCUGUCGUCUCUACUCUUCAACUCCCAAUCAUAGUGUGAAUUGAAAGAGAGAAAACAGGAAGCAAGGUUUCAGAGAUUGGAUUCGUGUUUUGCGAGCCACAGAUCUCUCUUACCGAUUUUGAGAUUUUGCAAGCGACGAUCUCUCUCAAAAGCAAGGUUUUUGACUUCGGUUUUCUCUCAUUUGUGUUUUUGUAUUUUUUUUUAAUAUAUCGACAUGACGUCAGCCAAUUCUUCCAAAGGUACCCAACCCCGUGUACCUGUAGCAAUUUCCAAGAAGAAAACGGUGUCAUUUACAUUUUGCCACGUGAGAAGUGGUUUCCCCACGGUUCCCAUGGCCGGUUUCCUAUAGACUUUUUCUUUUUUAAAACCAUCCCAACGUUUUGGAAUUUCCCGUCCAUCUUUGAAACCCUUCGUUCUUCCUUUUUUUCACACAGCCGCCGCUCCUCGCCAAUCACUCUCUUCUCUCUCUCCCUCUCUCCCUCGGUCUCUCGGUCUCUCUUCUUCGUGAUCUUUUUUUUUUUUUUUUUCGUUGGACGUCUCACCCUGACGCCCUUAGUCCCCGGUUUCCGUAGCUGACGCCGAACCUUCGCCACUCACGAAGUCGCAUGAAGCCGCAGCCACCGUGACUAGUGGAGGCCGCUGCACCUUGUCCAGCCACAUUGCCUCGCUCCGUCGAACCCUCUUUGCAGCCCCACCUUGCCCCUGAAAUCCAGCCGACCAUCACUUCGAGUUGGGUUGAAAACAUGCACUUUUUCCCUUUUCUGCUUAGUAGCUCUGUGAUGUACCGAGAAUGAUUUUUUUGGGCUGAUAUAGUUACUGGGAAUGGCAGAAGACAAGUUAGUCGAUACAUUUAAGGAUUUGGGAGUAUGUGACCAGUUGGUGGAGGCUUGUGAAAAUCUGGGAUGGAAAAUACCAUCGAAGAUACAGGCUGAAGCAAUUCCUCAGGCGCUUGAUGGAAAAGAUUUGAUUGGACUUGCUCAAACGGGUUCGGGUAAGACAGGAGCUUUUGCUCUUCCCAUUUUGCAAGCACUUUUAAACUCUCCAAAAGCAUUCUUUGCUUGUGUGCUAUCCCCUACAAGGGAGCUUGCAAUUCAGAUUCAUGAGCAGUUUGAAGCUUUAGGAUCAGGCAUCGGUGUUAAGUGUGCUGUGGUGAGAUUUUGGCCAAAAUUGCUUGUUGGGGGAGUGAACAUGAAGGAACAGAUUAAGAACCUUGAAGCGCAGCCACACAUUAUUGUUGCAACACCUGGUCGCCUUGUGGAUCAUCUUUGCAAUACAAAAGGUUUCUCCCUUCGUACAUUGAAGUAUUUGGUUUUAGAUGAGGCUGAUAAAUUAUUGAACGAGGAAUUUGAGAAAUCGAUCGAUGAAAUUUUAAAUGUUGUUCCUCGUGAGCGGAGCACAUAUUUAUUUUCCGCUACAAUGACAAAAAAGGUUAAGAAGCUCCAAAGGGCUUGUUUAAGAAGUAAUGCUGUGAAGAUUGAAGUAGCAUCAAAAUAUUCAACUGUUGACACACUAAAGCAGCAUUAUUGCUUUUUGCCAGCUAAGUACAAGGAUUGCUAUCUUGUAUAUUUUUUGAUUGAGAAGAGUGGAUUCUCAUCAAUGGUUUUUGUGCGUACCUGCGAUUCAACAUCUUUUGUUGCCCUGUUUCUUCGAAAUCUUGGAUUGAGGGCCAUUCCAAUUAAUGGCAAAAUGACCCAGUCGAAGAGACUUGGAGCCUUGAGAAGGUUCAAAGCAGGAGAAUGCAAUAUUCUUGUCUGCACUGAUGUGGCAAGUAGAGGACUUGACAUUCCAUCAGUUGAUAUGGUUAUCAAUUAUGAUAUACCUGAAAACCCCAAGGAUUAUAUCCAUCGAGUGGGAAGAACUGCUCGUGCAGGAAGGUCGGGUGUUGCUAUCUCUUUAGUGAGUCAGUAUCAGCUGCAAUUCUUUUUACAGAUUGAGAAACUUCUUGGCAAGAAGUUACCAGACAUUCCUAUUCAGGAAGAGGAAGUCUUGCUAUUGAUGGAGCGGGUCACAGAGGCCAAAAGAAUAUCUCUAUUGAAAAUCAAAGAAUCCGAAGGCAAGAACUCGAAGAGGCGAGGAAGAGAUGACGAUGAUGACGAGGGUAUGGACAAAUACUUGGGUAUGAAGAAUGUCAAGUCGCAUAAGAAGAUGAGGAAAUGAGUUUAACAGCUCUUUUUCUUGGUUGGAAAGGUUAGGCCUUCAAGUAUAUGAGCCUUGAACAAAUUGCCAUUAUAACGUCCGUCCGCUUUUCUGGAGGAUUGGAACCAGUCAAUGCGGGCAAAUGGUAUUUUUUUUCACGGAAUGUUACAACAAAACAAUUAUUUUGUCCUUCAAUUUUGUCUUGGUAGUUAGUUAUAAAUGUAAUAUCAGUAUUGGUUACGUACAUUUUAUAUAGAAGAACAUUCUACGUUUAAACUUUAUGCAAAAAUGAAUAAUGCCAUAUUAAUACAAGAGAUUUUGUUUUGGUGAUCUCAAA
Messenger RNA from Carya illinoinensis, 4809 nucleotides. RefSeq names its product DEAD-box ATP-dependent RNA helicase 10-like. Lineage: Eukaryota; Viridiplantae; Streptophyta; Magnoliopsida; Fagales; Juglandaceae. The record is from RefSeq and is a predicted model, not a curated record. The transcript has 17 exons. The coding region runs from base 3159 to 4493 and encodes 444 amino acids. Gene Ontology annotation, molecular function: nucleic acid binding; RNA helicase activity; ATP binding.